Aspergillus pseudoviridinutans is the source of this 894-nucleotide messenger RNA. Its product is annotated as fumarylacetoacetate hydrolase family protein. The transcript is spliced from 4 exons. Lineage: Eukaryota; Fungi; Ascomycota; Eurotiomycetes; Eurotiales; Aspergillaceae. Gene Ontology annotation, molecular function: catalytic activity. The record is from RefSeq and is a predicted model, not a curated record. The coding region runs from base 1 to 894 and encodes 297 amino acids.
AUGUCUCUUCCUUGGAAACGUUUGAUCCGCUUUCGCGCCCUCGAUGGCCGCAUCCUGCGUGGCGAGCCCAUUUUGCCCGCGGACAGCACGAUCGAUCUCGGGCUGGUCACCGAAGCCGACCAGCUGCAAGCCCGCGUCAUCCAAGGCCAGGACAUCUACGAUACGACGGGCGAGACCAAGGUGACGGAUGAGAUUGUGACUGUGAAACAGAUUCUCUCCCCGCUCGCCCCCAGCGACGUACCCAUUCUACGCUGCGUGGGCCUCAACUACGCCAAGCACAUCAAGGAAGCCGGACGCAAGCCACCACCCUUCCCCUUCAUCUUCUUCAAGCCCAACACCUGCGUGCAUGACCACGGCGAGCCCGUCGUAAUCCCGCGGAUCGCACAGGACGACCAAGCGGACUACGAGGGCGAAUUGUGUCUCGUCAUCGGCAAGGAUGCCAAGGAUGUCCCCGUUGAGCGUGCCCUCGAGUACGUUGCGGCAUACACGGCCGGCAAUGACGUUUCCUCCCGGAAGCUGCAGCGUGAUCCCGCCUACGCCGGUAGCGUCCCCCAAUGGGGCUUCUCGAAAGGCUUCGACACCUUUGCGCCCCUGGGCCCCGUGCUGGUCGCGGCAUCGGAGAUCUCUGAUCCGUCGCAGUUGCACCUCAAGACCAUCAUCGAUGGCGAGGUGCGGCAGGAUGAGACGGUGGGCGAUCUGCUGUUCGACUGCCGCUACUUGAUCUCCUAUCUGUCUCAGGGCACGACACUGCAGAAGGGCAGUGUGAUCAUGACGGGAACCCCCGGAGGUGUGGGUGCGGGUUUCAACCCCCCAAAGUGGCUGGUUCCAGGGACUCAAAUGGAUGUGCACAUCUCGCAGAUUGGGACCUUGCGGAAUAACGUUGUUUAUGCGUAG